Bathycoccus prasinos is the source of this 810-nucleotide messenger RNA. RefSeq lists its product with no specific name. The transcript has a single exon. The record is from RefSeq and is a predicted model, not a curated record. Bases 1 to 810 code for a protein of 269 amino acids. Lineage: Eukaryota; Viridiplantae; Chlorophyta; Mamiellophyceae; Mamiellales; Bathycoccaceae.
AUGAUGAUGCGCGCUUCUCCGAGGACGACGACGACGACGACACCACUCCAACCGCGGAGCUUUUACAUAAAAAGCAGCAGAAGGACAAGAAACGACAAAAACGAGAGAGGUCGUUUACGUUGCAAAACAAAAGCUAUCACUUCUGCUACGAAUAAUAGUAAUACUAAUAAAUUAAAGAUAUUCAAAGGCGGGAAAGAUGAAAUCAAACUCGGCGCGCGAGAGAAUCUCUUAUACAUGAUUGAAACGAAAAACGACGUCGGCGUGGAAUCCGCGUUGGAGGAGCUGAAAACGUUAUACGACGGCGAAAUUGAACGACCGGCAAAAUCCAGACUUUUGGAAGGGAAGUGGAAACUUUUGUGGUCGAAACAAACGAGCGGGAAGGUGAAUCCGUUUCAGAAGUUAUUCGCCGGGUUGGCGAAGGAUACGAACUUUCAAAUCGUGGAAGAGAACGGCGCGCGAGUGGUGAACGACGUCGAGGUGGCGAAGUUCUUGCGCGUGAAAGCGAUAGCGCGGUCCAGCGCGGCGUCGGACGUGCGAACGAACGUGACGAUUGAUACGGUGGAUAUUAACUUGUUUGGAAAGAAAGUGAAAACGAUUACGCUCGAACCGUCUCCGGGCAAAGGGAUAGGGUACGUCGAGCAGUUAUAUUUGGACGACAAAGUUCGCGUUUCUGUCGGCAAUAAAGGAUCGAUUUUCGUUCACGAAAGGGUUGGAACGUACGACAACGGGAGCGAUUCAGACGACGACGAAAAUGACGAAAAUGAUUCCUCGAACAACAAAAAGGAAGAGCGCUCGUUGGCGCUCGUGUAA